Cuscuta epithymum is the source of this 1176-nucleotide messenger RNA. The record is from the annotation of a GenBank genome assembly. NCBI's taxonomy places the organism in Eukaryota, Viridiplantae, Streptophyta, Magnoliopsida, Solanales, Convolvulaceae.
CCAAUAGGAGUCCUGACACAUAUAUUUAUAAUAGAAGAGUUGCCAAAAUACAAAGUAUUCCUAAAUAGAUAUUAGGCAGAUUCCUAAAUAUCUAUUAGGUAGAUUCCUAAUUAUAUUAGUCUAUUACACCCCCUCAAACUGUGCGUGAGAUACAACGCGCAGGUUGUCUUUUAAAAAAAAUGAAAUUGCAAACUAAAAAAAAAACUCUUAGCAAAUAUAUCCGUGAGCGGAAGAUUAGAAGACACAUCUUUGACAAUAAGAUCUCCAUGAGAAUAUAUGUCUGCAGCAGCCAGCGGCGAACUCAACAGCGCGCUUGAAGCAAGCACCGUGGUCGGCGACGCAAAGAAGGUGGGCUGCGCGGACAUAGGCAGCAGCAGGCGGCGAACUCAACGGCACGCUGGAAGCAAGCACCGUGGUCAGCGACGCGGAGAAGGUGGUCUGCGCUAUAUUAGCCGCGCUCAUCUUCAAAGGAUCGAAGACUACCGUAAAUGUGGCGGCAUUCGACCCCGAGGCGGCGGCGGCUAUAAUAAGAAGGUUCAUGGGAACCGGAAAAAAAAAAAGAGAAAAAAAAAUGUGUCUAAAAACCUAAGCUCUUGAUACCAUGUGAAAUAAUGGGAAAGAGGUACUCCAAUAGGAGUCCUGACACAUAUAUUUAUAAUAGAAGAGUUGCCAAAAUACAAAGUAUUCCUAAAUAGAUAUCAGGCAGAUUCCUAAAUAUCUAUUAGGUAGAUUCCUAAUUAUAUUAGUCUAUUAGAAUUAUCAUUUUACAAGUGGCUAGAUCUACAUCCAUAAUCUAACAUCUUGUUCGUCGAUCCUGCUUCCUGUUCGUCUUCAACCCCUGCUUCUCUUUCUUCCAUUCCCAUUCACCUACCUCCAUUCAAUCCUCCAUCUUCGAACUCUUUCCCCUCCAUCUUCAGUCUUCUGCUCGCAAGCUCUGGACUCCACCAUCUGCCAAAUUACUUGGCGCAGAGACUUCGAUUCAAUUUGGUGAGAUGACAACGACGUGGCUGCUGCGGCCUGCGGUGAUGAUGACCUUGGAAAAAACGAGCACUACCCAAAUAUAUAUCUUUAAUGUUGUUAGUUUUAUAUUAUAUCAUAACAUAUUUUUUAUCAUUCUUGUUAAAUUACACAUUACAAAUUUGUAAUUAUAAGACAAUGACAUACUUGAAUAAAAAU